AUGAAGUCUUACAUGCAGUGGGCCGCCGCUGCCCUCGCCGCCGGAGUGCCCUUGUGCGCAGCUCAGACCUACACCGACUGCAACCCUCUGAACAAAACCUGUCCCGCCGAUACUGGUCUCGACCAAUGGUCUUUCAGCACUGAUUUCACCGUCGGAUCUUCUGCGUUUAACAAGUGGACCACGACUGCUGGCACGGUCAACAGCACCUCCUUGGGUGCCAAAUUCGAGAUCAAGGAGGAGGGAGAUGCUCCCACUAUCCAGACUGAUUUCUACAUCUUCUUCGGAAGAGUGGAAGCCAAGUUCCGCUGUGCCAACGGUACCGGAAUUAUCAGCACUCUUGUGAUGGAGUCCGAUGACCUUGACGAGAUUGACUGGGAACAAAUCUCAACCUUCGACACUUACGUCCAGACUGACUACUUCGGUAAAGGCAACACCACAAGCUACGACCGAUACACCAACGUGGAUGUGACCGAUCCCGUUGAGGAGUACCACACCUAUGCCGUUGACUGGACUGCGGAAAGAAUCGAGUGGAUCCUUGACGGAACUGUGGUCCGCACCCUCGAAUACGCCGACGCUGUGGAUGGCACGAACUUCCCGCAGACCCCCAUGGUUGUCAAGAUCGGAAUCUGGGCUGGUGGCGAUCCCAGCAACAGCGCUGGAACCAUUGAAUGGGCGGGUGGCGAGACUGAUUAUACCGCUGGUCCCUUCAUCAUGUACCUCGAGUCGGUGAACAUCACCAACUACAGCCCGGCAUGCAGCUACACAUACUCCGACAAGACCGGCGACUACACCAGUAUUACCAGCUCGAACUCCACUUGCAACGCCACUUCCACCACCACUUCUAGCAAGAGCACCUUGGCCAGUGGCUCGGCUGUUGCCUCCAGCUCUGGUGCUGUCUACACUGGUGGCGCGAACAGUCUUUCCUAUGGAUCUGCGAUUUCCAUGGUUGGCGCUGGUCUUUUGGCUGCUCUUCUCUGA
Aspergillus fijiensis CBS 313.89 is the source of this 978-nucleotide messenger RNA. Its product is annotated as glycoside hydrolase family 16 protein. The record is from RefSeq and is a predicted model, not a curated record. Gene Ontology annotation, cellular component: fungal-type cell wall. Gene Ontology annotation, biological process: carbohydrate metabolic process; fungal-type cell wall organization. Lineage: Eukaryota; Fungi; Ascomycota; Eurotiomycetes; Eurotiales; Aspergillaceae. Gene Ontology annotation, molecular function: glycosyltransferase activity; hydrolase activity, hydrolyzing O-glycosyl compounds. The transcript is spliced from 4 exons. Bases 1 to 978 code for a protein of 325 amino acids.